UAUGGCCGAAAAAUCGAAGCUCACUUUGUAAAAAAGAAAAUAUUGGACAUUUAGGAUAAGCAUUCUGUUGUUUGUGGCCUGAGAUCAAUUCCCAUAGGUAUUAAGUUGACUGACAUCACAUUCGAGGAUGGAUAAUCCUGUCCCACCACAGGGGGAGUCUGUUGUAGUGGAGGAACAGGUUAUUUCCAUGGAUCCACCUGCUGACCAAGUUCAAACUGAGAUAGUGAUGGCUGACCCAGUGGAAGAGUCGACCAUGGAAGCUGAGCCGGGUGUAGUGAUAUAUCCCUCUGAGAACCUGGCAGCAGAUGGUGCUGAUCUUGCCCAGUAUAGCGAGGUAGAGGCUGUUAGUAGCACAAUGCCAGCAGUGAUCAUGGCUGAGCCUCUUGCCCAGCAGGAAAAUGCAACAACACAAGUUGUACAUGUUACAGCUGGAGAAACAGUGGACAGUGCAAGCUAUGUAAUAUCUAACCAGGGUACCCAGCAGGGUCAGUGUGAGGCAGGUCUAUCCAUGGACAACGUGUCCUAUCACAUGGAGGCUCUGCCGAUGCCUGUUGUUCCUGACAUGGUAGAGGAAUCUGUAGAGGAGAUGGAGGAGGAGGCUGAUGUUGUGGAGGGAGAUAACUCUGAGGAAGCUGUAGAAGACAUUUCUCACAUGCAAGUUCUUCAUGUAACAGCAGAUGGACUUCAGGUGAUACAGAGUAAUGGUGCUGUGGAAGCAGCUGUCCAACAGACAAAUGAAGAAAUAUUAGCUGCUGAACAAAGGGAAGAUGAAGUAGAGGAGGAGAUGAUGACUGCUGAAUCAACUGACCUGACACCUGUAGAAUCUUAUACUACUGUACAAGAACCUGCAACAAAUGUGGUCCCAGUGGAGUCCUAUACUACUGAACAAGAACCUGUAACAAAUGUGGUCCCAGUGGAGUCCUAUACCACUGUACAAGAACCUGCAACAAAUGUGGUCCCCGUGGAGUCCUACACUACUGAACAAGAACCUGUAACAAAUGUGGUACCAGAUGAGUCUUAUACCACUGUACAAGAACCUGUAACAAAUGUGGUACCAGAUGAGUCCUAUACCAAUGUACAAGAACCUGUAACAAAUGUGGUCCCAGUGGAGUCCUAUACCACUGUACAAGAACCUGUAACAAAUGUGGUCCCAGUGGAGUCCUAUACCAAUGUACAAGAGGCUGUAACAAAUAUGACACCAGUAGAGUCCUUUUCAUCUGAACAACAACCAGUAACAGAGGCUGUCAUUGAACCUGAGACCUAUGCCCCCCUUGGAGAGGAACAUGUAGAAGAAGCACAACCUGUUCUUUCACAACAAAACACAGAUGAAGUGGUAGACUCUGUCCCAGUUACAGCAAAAAUAGACGAUCCUGAGCAAGAAGAGGAACCAGGAAAUAUUGUAGAGGAGGAAAAGGAGGUGGAGGAAGUUGAAAAUUUAGAGGAUGUUGAUGAAGAAGAUGAACUUAUAGAAGAAGGAGAUGUGAAGAUAAUUCAGUUAAACACAGAGAAUGCAUUGGAAGAGGAUGGGGAUGACAAUGAACCAGAUGUGCUUGAAAAUGAGGAAGAAAAAAUACUUGAAAAGGAAGAAAAAAUGCCUCAAGAUGAAGAUGAAACGAAUGAAGAUACUCUGUUUGGAAAGAGGGAUACUCCAACUGCGUCAGUGAUAGAUCCAAGUACAGGUGCCACUAUAGAAACUCUGAAAUGUGAUGAUGGUGGAACAGUAGACGUAACAUACAAUGUUGAUGAUGAUGAUGAUGAUGAGGGUGAGGUUGAGCCACUACCAGGACCUGAUGAUGAUGAAGAUGAAUAUGAAGAAGAACCAGAGGAAGAAGAGGAGGAAGUGCAAGAUGAAGAACAGGAAGGUGAACAAGAGGAAGAGAUCAUGGAAGUAGAGGAAGAAGUAGAGCCAGAGGAAGAGGAGGAAAUCGAAGAAAAGAAGGUGCCAGCAAAACGUAGGGGACGACCGUCAAAAGUAAUGGAGGAAGCUGCAGCUAGUGCUGUCAAAUCACGCAGGAAGUCUGCUUCUGCUGUUGACACUCCCGAGAUAAAUACACCAGGCAGAAGGGGUAGUGUAGAAGUGGAAACACCAGAAGUAAAACGCGGAAGAGGAAGACCCGCCAAGGAAACACCAUCUUUAGAUACACCAGAAUCAAAAAGAGGAAGAGGAAGGCCAGCUAAAACUGUUAAACAGGAAGCGGGUGAAGAAGAAACUCCAGAGCUUCCAAAGAGUGGUCGUAGAGGUAGACCACCAAAAGAGAGUGCUGAUACAGUUACAACACCAGAGAAAUCUAGAGGAAGAGGACGCCCUUCAAAAGAAGCCAAAACAGAGGAAACUCCAGAAGUUAAAACGCCAGGAAGGAGAGGAAGGCCAAAAAAGAAAGAAGUUGAAGUAGAAGAAGAAGAGGAGGAAGAGGACGAAGAAGUUGAGGAACCAAUUUCUAUUCCGAGGGGUAGAAAAGGUAAAUCACAAGAAGCAGUAACACCAAGUUCAAGUAGUGAACCCAAGAAGAGAGGAAGACCUCGAAAAGAAGAGGAAGACGCUCCUACACCAAAGAGUAGGGGAAGAGGUAGGCCUAAAAAGGAACAGGUUGUUGAGAUUGAAGAGGAAGAAGAGGAGGAUGAAGAUGAAGAAAUGGAAGAAGAGGAGGAAGUUGUCGAAGUUAAGAGAAAACGUGGGCGGCCGUCAAAAUCUAGUACACCAGUUAGAAUAGAAACACCAUCAGCUGGAAAAGGAAAAUCAAAAGAAACCAUCACCAGAAGUAAACUUGCUGAAGAAGAAGAUUCUGACAAAUCUAAACGGAGGUCAGGUAAAGGAAAACAAGUUGAGGAUGAAACUGAAGAAGAGUUAGUAAAAUCUCCAGGAAAAAAGGGCAAGGGAAAGAAGAAAGAGGAUGAAGACAAAACAAGAAGGACACCUGCUGCAACAGCUACUGUCACUCCUGUCACUAAGAAACGAGGAAGGGGUGCAGAUGAAGAAUUUCAGGAAGAUGAGGAAGAAGAGGGUGUUGUAGUAGCUGAAGUGGAGACACCUGCUAGAAAACGCAUGAAAAAUAGUGAAAGUGUGCAGACAAUGUCUGAUGCAUCAACAGAGGCCGGUAAAGUCACUUUGCAUAGAGUAAAACAGGAGCCUAUGGAUGAUGACAAACAACAAUUGAAAAUGAAGACAGUCAUAGUAAGAGAGGAUCAGGGAGACAUCUAUAGUAUUGACCAAAUUGAUGAGGAUGAACCUAUGGAAUCUUCACUUGCUGGGCCAAAUACACCUGUAGCACCUUUUAUUGAGGUGGAAACUAUUGAAGAAUCACCUGGAAAGAGAUCAGUUCUGACCCAGACUGAUCCAAAACUGAAGAAAAAAAAAUUUGGACCGCUCGGUUUAGAAAUGGAUUUAAAUGGAGAGGAAAAGUCUCCACGAAAAAGGAAAAAGAAAGAAGAAGAUGUUGGAAUGUUUGAAGACCUUGAACCAAAGAGGAGAUCUGUUAGGAACACUGAGGAGGCUUUGAAUUGUCCCUUCUGUGAUAAAGCGUUUAUUGGCCUUGUGAAGCACAUCAAGGGUAAGCACAGGGACGAGACAGACUAUGAGGAAGAAAUGAGGAAUGCCAAGUGGAGAGAAAAGAUAAUGAAGGUGUCAACACAAGGUGCUGAAGAAGAUGGUGAGCAGUGCCAAGAAUGUGGCAAAACCACUAAGAAUAUCAAACGUCACCAAGAACUUCACCAACAGAACCGCAUGCAAAUACCUUGCCCAAUCUGUGGCAAAGUGGUUCUCAAAACUGGUAUGAGCUCCCAUAUGCGUACUGUGCACUCAGGUCGCCGCCCAUACAAGUGUCCACACUGUGAUUACUCAUCUGCAUUCCGUGGAAAUCUGAACACCCAUAUUAAGGGCAUGCAUCUCCAUACUCGCCAAUAUCUCUGCAAUACAUGCAAGGCUGCAUUCAAGACACUCGGAGCUCUGAUCGGUCACACCAAACGUGUUCAUGAAGGAUGGAAGUCUCCUAACCAGAAGAUCUUUAUUUGCUCAGUUUGUGAGAAACGCUUCACUAAGAAAUAUCAUGUAGAUAGGCACAUGUUGAUCCACACAGGAGAGAAGCCGCACAAGUGUAUAGACUGUGGACGAUGCUUCAAUAAUAAGUCCAAUCUUAUGUCCCACAUUCAACUGGUGCAUAAAAAACUGUCACCCUACCAAUGUGACAUGUGCCAGGAGACUUUCAAGCGCAAGAAGCUCCUGUUGGAGCACAUUGGCAAAGUCCAUGUCACUGCUGGGGAAGCUGCACAGGCUAUCAUUCGCAAGUUUGAACUUGAAGAGGACUCUGAUGAUGAACUUGAUGAUGAGGAUAUGGAUGAACAGGGUGCAGUUGCACAAGUUGAAAAUGUGCAUCUGGAGGAAGAUGGUCAGACGUAUGUAACAGUGUCUGGGAAUGAUGGUGCCUACACGACAGCAGUGGUCAGUGACACAGCUCAACUACUGGCAGGACAGGGACUGACCACACUUCAAACUGAGGGUGGACAGGAGACCAUCAUCAUUGUCCAGACUGCUGAUGGUGGGGAAAAUGCAACACAUGCCAUUGUGGACCAGGAUGGUACUGUACAGUAUGUCAUGCAACAGCCCAUGGAUGCAGGAGCUGAUGGUGCGCAGCUGUAUGCUCAGAUACAGCAGGGCACAGUGUGAAGUCUUUAAGUAUUUGAUAAUUUUUUUUUUUUUUUUUUUUUUACAAUUUCAAAGGAUCAGUGGUAUUAGCACACCAUAGACAGUGAUGAAGAAGUUGUUUUCCUGUAUGAUGGUAGUGUUACACAAUCACACAAACAAUAUGAUUUUAUGUCAUUAGUGGAUAUAUGCGAAUAAUAGGGAUUCUAAAAUGUUUUUUUUUUUAGAGUCAAUACUACAAAAAAAGACAGUUAACAUGGACGUGGUAUAAAGAUGACAUAUUUAUAUCAUUAGAAGAUCUAUCAACAUAUUAAUAAGAAUUCUAAAAUGUACAUUUUUUUACUGUCAAUACUAAAAAGACAAAAAAUCCAAUUUUCAUAUUGAUCUGUACUGACAAUUAAAAUUUGAUAUGCUCUCAAUUUAUAAUGCUCCUUUAAAUUUCCCUUAAUUUUAUUUAAAAUGCUUUUCUUAACUUUGGCAUAAAAGGAACUUUAAUAUCUUUCAGUUCAUAAUUUUUUUUAUUAAAGCCAAUCGUGCAUGAGGGUUACUAACACCAGGCAUAUAGAAUUAUGUAAGAUUUUCUUUCUUAGCAAUUUUUUAUGGUAAUUUUUUAUUUAUGAAAGUUACUCUUUAUGAGAUUUUUGUAAGCAUAGGCCAUGAGUACUUUCAUUUAGUUUUAAUUCAAACAUUUGUGUCUCAAUUUUUGUUAUCUUUCUGAAGAUUUGUGAAGUGUGAUAUCAAACUUUAAUUUAUAUUUACAUAACUCUGAAACUGGAAACCUUUCAAUUAGUUUUUUAUUAGGUGAAAUAUUUCUGACUGUUUGAAUUACUCGUACAUGUUGAUGAGUAUAUAAUGUACAUUAUCCAUUUUCUGAAAUGAAAUAACACCAGAAUUAAAUUGUUCUCAAAGAAUUUUUUAGAGUAGGUACAUGAAUGUAACUGGUAGCUUUGUCAGCUUUGCUGUGAACAUUUUUUUUUUUCAAAACCAUUCACCACACUCAAGAUCUGAUAAGCUAUUAUAGAUUUCAAACCAGUGAAUUUUAAUUAUGGUAAACUCUUAGAAAAAAGUUGUGAAAGGCUAACUCUCCAUUAGAAAUGUUUGUUGGUAGCCAGCUCAAUAUAUUUUUAAGUCAAGAUGUCUCAAUAUAUAAGUUAAUAUUAGCUUUGUUCAUUUUUAUUUUAAGGAAUUCUUAUUUAUUCAUUCAAGAUGCUUGUUUCUGUAAUGUCAUCAGCAUCCCAUUCCUAUCUGAUUCAUGACAGUGCAGAGUGCAAAAGACCACACUCAUCAAAUAGUCAUUUAUGUUGAAUAAGUAUCAUUUUUCUGUUGUCAAUAUGCUGUAAAUCUUAAAGAUUAUAAUAAGUUGUUUUUAAUGUUGUUGGAGUCUAUGUCCUGUCUAACAGCUUCAGCACUAAAACUGACUUUCAAUAUGAAGGAUUGUGUGUUAAGCAUUAAAAGCAGCUUCAGAAAGUUUUGAAAGAUGUUGGAAAUUGUGGGGAAAAUGAGUAUCUGUUGUUUUGGUGAUACCCAAGAUAUCUUUCCAGGGUACAGGUCUUCAAAGCAUAUCAAGACCUUCAUCACAAUACAGAUUCUCUCUGCUUCUGUCACUGAUUUAGAUUUUUAGUACUUUUACAUGUCCAAGUCAAAUUAGAAAAGUCUGGUGUUAGUUGUUUAGAAUGCUAUAUAAAUGUAAUGUGUUUCCCAUUCGAAAUAUACGGAGAUGGCUGGGUGGAAAGCACACAAUUGAGUAGUGUUGUAUUAAGUGUGUUUCUUGUCAAGCUUGACGUAGUGACUUGAUGUGUUGUAUAUAUGGUAACAUAAAUCGUUGAGCUGUGAAAGGUGGAUGAAAUGUUUUUGUGGAGAUUGAAGAAUGAGGAAAGAUUUUGUAGAAUGUCGAAAACGAAUGAGAUUUUAACAAGAUAAGCUGACAUUCUGAAAUAUAUAUAUCCAGAUUUUAAGAGAACCCUUUUGUCAAAUGAAAAGAUUUUAUAACAACAGAUUAAUUCACACACCCUUGUAAAGAACAAAGAUUGUUGAGGACGAAGCUGCUUAUUUUACAUUACGUUGUAUUUGCACAAUGUUGUACAGUGAAUUAGAAAAUUUGAAGUCUCUUUGGCAUAUAUAUUGUUAUUGUUAAGCUUGCAUGUGUGGAAACUUUAAAAUAUUGUUGGCAUGCAGUGUCGUACAAAAACUGUAGCACGGUGUCAGGAAGUAAACAGAUGUGGAAAAGAAAGAUUAUGAUAGUGAGUUGUGAUUUUGACAAAGUGUAUCGUGAGACUACAGGCAUUUACAUCCGAUGUGAGAACAGGGCCUGGUUUCAUAUCUUUAUUUUAAAUUUCAAGAUGUUUCUGCAGCAAACUUUUCCCUUUGGGGAAAAUUGAAAUUCAGAAAAGAAAGGAUGUGAAAUAGAAUCAGGGCCUGCAGAAUGUGGGUUUUCUCUUGAUGUAUGCAACUAAUAUGCAUGGAAAUAAAGAUGAAAGAACUAGA
Messenger RNA from Ylistrum balloti, 7120 nucleotides. Its product is annotated as biorientation of chromosomes in cell division protein 1-like 1. The transcript has 7 exons. Gene Ontology annotation, cellular component: nucleus. Gene Ontology annotation, molecular function: DNA-binding transcription factor activity, RNA polymerase II-specific; RNA polymerase II transcription regulatory region sequence-specific DNA binding. Gene Ontology annotation, biological process: regulation of transcription by RNA polymerase II. NCBI's taxonomy places the organism in Eukaryota, Metazoa, Mollusca, Bivalvia, Pectinida, Pectinidae. The record is from RefSeq and is a predicted model, not a curated record. Bases 128 to 4660 code for a protein of 1510 amino acids.